AUGCAAGUCGUAGUUCGUUCCAUAAGCAUUGGAGUCGUGCCUGAAUCCUUUGAAAAGCUUCUAUCCGACAGGAGAAAGAUUGUAAGGGAAUGGGAUAGGCCAGGCGGAAAUACAGAAUUAGAAUAUCCGGAAGUGGGGGUUGAACAGAUGGGUCAGAUGGCAUUGAAAGAGGAUGGGCUUUCUCGAAGGCUCGGGAGCAAUUGA
Molecule: messenger RNA, 204 nt
Organism: Prunus armeniaca (apricot)
Lineage: Eukaryota; Viridiplantae; Streptophyta; Magnoliopsida; Rosales; Rosaceae
Source: the annotation of a GenBank genome assembly